Molecule: messenger RNA, 1292 nt
Organism: Pundamilia nyererei
Lineage: Eukaryota; Metazoa; Chordata; Actinopteri; Cichliformes; Cichlidae
Gene: map1lc3a
Product: microtubule-associated protein 1 light chain 3 alpha
Exons: 4
Coding region: 148-516 (122 amino acids)
Source: RefSeq, a predicted model, not a curated record
AGAGGCUCGGUUUACUGUCUUUGUUUGUCCGGAGCUGUUUUGGCUUCAGACGAACCAGAGACUCGAACCGAAGAGACGGACCUGCGCUGUUGGCUGUAACUACUGCGUUAUUCAUUUGUGUAUAACUGUUUAAUAACCGGGACCGAGAUGCCGUCCGACAGACCCUUCAAACAAAGGAGGACAUUUGCUGACCGGUGCAAAGAGGUCCAGCAGAUCCGCGAGCAGCACCCCAACAAGAUCCCCGUGAUCAUUGAACGGUAUAAGGGAGAGAAACAGUUACCCGUUUUGGACAAGACCAAGUUCCUGGUACCGGACCACGUCAACAUGAGCGAGCUGGUCAAAAUCAUCAGGCGCCGACUGCAGCUGAACCCCACGCAGGCCUUCUUCCUGCUGGUCAACCAGCACAGCAUGGUGUCGGUGUCUACGUCCAUCUCUGAGAUCUACGAGCAGGAGAGAGACGAGGACGGCUUCCUCUACAUGGUCUACGCCUCGCAGGAGACCUUCGGCCGCUGCUAGGGAGGGAGAGCGGGGACGUCCUCGGGUGCUGUGAGAGAAGAAAGGGCGGACGACCAGAAACUCCGCCUCCAGCAGCGCCUUUUCUCCCCCACCCCCCUCUCUUUCUCUCUGUUGUAGUCGAGCACCUUCUUCACUUUGGUCAGCCAGUAGCUCCGAAACCCAGAGAAUAUCCUGUGUCUCCUUCAAAAAAAAAUCCGAUCGGAUUUUCCUCCCUUCUUCUGUUGGCCCCCCACAGGCUGAGUUCUCUUAUUUUGAAAGGGUGACACAAACCGACUAGUGAUAAAGAAGUUUUUAAACGAUGUCUCGAUGAUGCGUGAUUGAUUAACCGAUCGGUUUUUCCUCCGUUACGCUACACACGUAUCAAACUUGAAACCAGGCAGGCGGAGGUCAGGGUGUAGCCUGAAGGAGUCAAAGCUGAUCAGUGCAUCAGCAGAUGUGUAAGCUAGAAGAUUAGAGUCUGAGAAGUUUCAUUUUUUCCUUUUUAAACUCAUUUUGAAUCUGUUUUUUUGUUGUUUGAAACGUAGUUUAGUUUGUGUUUGUAGCUCCCAGUUUGUUUCCUGUCAGCCGAAGCUCAGCGCGCCGCCGCUGGCCAACCAUCGGCUGACAAUCGGGCUCAAGAUUACUGUGAUCCUCAUCGAGCUGUUAGCAUUCACAGUAAUUUUCCAUGUGCAAUAUUUCUCCUGACACUAACGCUGAAAAACACUCGCCGUUCAUAUCGUCUGUCUUCAUUCACGACCCCGUAAGCACAACGGCGCGAGGUCCCGAAGACACUCAGA